This is a messenger RNA of Dovyalis caffra, 195 nucleotides long. NCBI's taxonomy places the organism in Eukaryota, Viridiplantae, Streptophyta, Magnoliopsida, Malpighiales, Salicaceae. The record is from the annotation of a GenBank genome assembly.
AAGAUAGCUCAAGGCAUGUCUUGCGGGCUAAAGCCCGCAAACAACGGAAGGUGUGGUUUUGUGCUGGGCAUAUCCAGCGAGUCAGUGUGUAAGUUGCAACGACAAGGGGUAAGGGGAGAGGGGUUGACGUUUGAUAGAGACAUGCGGGGAUAUGGAGUAGAGAUGGUGGAUCUUUCAAGGACGGAUCGGGUCUAA